Messenger RNA from Dictyostelium purpureum, 915 nucleotides. RefSeq lists its product as uncharacterized. Gene Ontology annotation, cellular component: NatA complex. Gene Ontology annotation, biological process: mitotic sister chromatid cohesion. The record is from RefSeq and is a predicted model, not a curated record. The coding region runs from base 1 to 915 and encodes 304 amino acids. The transcript has a single exon. NCBI's taxonomy places the organism in Eukaryota, Evosea, Eumycetozoa, Dictyosteliales, Dictyosteliaceae. Gene Ontology annotation, molecular function: acyltransferase activity, transferring groups other than amino-acyl groups.
AUGAUUGAAAAUAAAUUCGACAUUAAACCUUUAAAAGAUAAUUUCAAUUUAAAAGUUUUAUCCGACACAUUAAAUGAAGCAUUUAGCGACUAUGUUAUUAAAUUUGUCCUCAAUGAAGAAUUGUUAAGCCAAAAAAUCAAAGCUGAGGACAUUUCAAUAAAUCUUUCAAGUUCAGUUUAUGAUGAAAACAAAUCAUUGGUUGGCUUUAUUUUACACGCUGCUGAUGACAAUGAAAAACCAACUAAGCUUUAUAAUAGUGUCACCGGUGUGGUCCCUUCUGCAAGAGGAAGAAGACUUGUUGAAGAACAAUAUAAAGCUAUGGUACCAAAAUUGAGGGAGGAUGGCAUAAAAAGUGUUGUACUCGAGUGUAUUGAUACCAACGAAAGAGCAGCUAAAGUCUAUAACCGUUGUGGGUUCAAGGUUUCAAGGGUUUUAGAGUCCUAUAAAGGUGAUUUGGAUAUUAAACCUUUAGAACAGUAUUUAAACAAAGAUAUAAACAUUGUCCAAGUUACCGAAUGGAGCAAAGAUUUAGAAAACUUUUUAAAAACAUACUCAGAAGUUAAACCAUCAUGGUCCAAUACAACCGAGUGCAUCAAAAGAGAAUUUAAUCUAAAUAAAAAUAAAUGUUGGGUUGCAUUCAAUAAUAGUAACCCAAAUGAAAUUGUUGGAAUGAUUUCAGUAUGUGUUUCAAAUAAAAGAAUAAGACACACUUUGGUUCAUCCAAACUAUAGAAACAAAAAUAUUGCAACCAAUCUUGUUUAUAAAAUGGUUAUGGAAAUGGACGAACCACAAAACGUCCAUUAUACAGUAUCUAAUAUUGAAAAAGGUAAAGGAGAUCCUUUAAUCAACUUUUAUACCAAGAGAAUUGGUUUGCCACACUUUGUAGCACAAAACGAGAUGGAGUUAUUAAUAUAA